AUGGCUAGCCUCAUUGCACGUGUGGGUAACAGCCGUGGGCAGAACGCGCCCUUGCCGCCUUGGGCGCAUUCUAUGCUGAGGUCCCUGGGGAGGAGUCUUGGUCCUUUAAUGGCCAACAUGGCAGAAAGAAACAUGAAGUUGUUCUCAGGGAAUGUAGUGCCAGCCCAGGGGGAGGAAACCUUUGAAAACUGGCUGACCCAAGUCAAUGGGGUCCUGCCAGAUUGGAAUAUGUCUGAGGAGGAGAAGCUCAAGCGCUUGAUGAAAACCCUUAGGGGCCCUGCCCGGGAGGUCAUGCGUUUGCUUCAGGCAGCCAACCCCAACUUAAGUGUGGCAGAUUUCUUGAGGGCCAUGAAAUUGGUGUUUGGGGAAUCUGAAAGCAGUGUUACUGCCCAUGGUAAAUUUUUUAACACCCUGCAGGCGCAAGGGGAGAAAGCCUCCCUUUAUGUGAUCCGUUUAGAGGUGCAGCUCCAGAAUGCUAUUCAGGCAGGCAUCCUAGCUGAAAAAGAUGCCAACCAGACCCGCCUGCAGCAGCUCCUUUUAGGGGCUGAGCUGAAUAGGGACCUGCGCUUCAGGAUUAAGGAACUUCUCAGGGUGUAUGCAAAUGAACAGGAGCGCCUUCCUGACUUCCUGGAUUUAAUCAAAAUGAUAAGGCAGGAAGAGGAUUGGGAUGACACCUUUAUUAAACGGAAGAGGCCCAAAAGGUCUGAGUCACUGGUGGAUAGGGCAUCUAGCCCUGUGUUGUUUCAGGGCCCCCCAUUGAUGGCCAAUGGCAGUGCUGACUGCAACGUGAUAGAGAUAGAUGAUAGCCUGGAUGACUCAGAUGAGGAUGUGAUCUUGGUGGAGGCUCAGGAUCCUCCACUUGGUGCCCCUUCCUUCAGAGAUGAGGCCAGAUCUCAGGAUCAAGUGCUGUUUGUUGAUUCCACCAACAAUUAUGUGCCUCAGGUUGCUUCCUCCAGUGAUGGUUCUGGGCAUAAGAAUGAUGGUCCUGGGGAUGUGCGUAGAGGCAGGAAGCGAAAAUACACAAUCCGCUGCUCAUAUUGUGGGGAGGAGGGACACUCAAAGGAAACAUGUGGCAAUGGGAGCAACAAGGGCCAGGUUUUUGAGAACCUGAUCAUCACCCUGCAGGAGCUGACCAAUCCUGAGGAGGAGGGGUCAGGUGCACACCAUGACCUCUUUGAGGCAGAGGAAGGUGAUAGUCGCCAGUUUUAAAUGAGCCCUUAUCUAUAUUCAGAGUCCAAUGAUGGGAAAACUGGGGGGGGGGCUUCUAAUUGCAUGAGUCAUUCCACAAAGCGGCUAUCUUUUGGGGUGGAGAAGAGGGUCUUGGAUACCAGCAUAGUUGAGGGAGAUGGCCUGACCUCUGCCCUUGCUUUGUCACCCCGCUGCCUAUGGCUCUAUCUUCUGUGUAUGCCCAUUUUCCUGAUGGCUUUAUUCUCUUUGUGAAAGUGGUACCAUUCAUUGUUAAAUCUUCAAAGUACAAAAAGUAAAAAUUACCCCAAACUCUCCACCCUUACAUAACUAUUGUCAACCCUUUGAUGAGCAUCCUUCUAGAUAUUUCCCUAUACCAGUGUAUCCAGAUAGAUAGAUAUAUGUAUAGAUGAAAGUAAAUAUAAGUGCUGUUCUAUACUCUGUAUUUUUUCACCAAACAAUAUAUGUUGUG
Messenger RNA from Otolemur garnettii (small-eared galago), 1657 nucleotides. RefSeq names its product zinc finger CCHC-type containing 12 (gene ZCCHC12). The record is from RefSeq and is a predicted model, not a curated record. Bases 1 to 1209 code for a protein of 402 amino acids. Lineage: Eukaryota; Metazoa; Chordata; Mammalia; Primates; Galagidae. The transcript has a single exon. Gene Ontology annotation, cellular component: nucleus.